Penicillium malachiteum is the source of this 810-nucleotide messenger RNA. Its product is annotated as SDR family NAD(P)-dependent oxidoreductase. NCBI's taxonomy places the organism in Eukaryota, Fungi, Ascomycota, Eurotiomycetes, Eurotiales, Aspergillaceae. The coding region runs from base 1 to 810 and encodes 269 amino acids. Gene Ontology annotation, molecular function: oxidoreductase activity, acting on the CH-OH group of donors, NAD or NADP as acceptor. The record is from RefSeq and is a predicted model, not a curated record. The transcript has 4 exons.
AUGGUACAAUCCCAGCGACUGCAGGAUAAGGUCGCUAUUGUCACAGGUGCAUCUUCUGGUCUAGGCCGAGCUAUUGCAAUCCGCUAUGCACAGGAGGGUGCCAAGGUAGUCUGUGCUGAUUUGACACCAAUAGCACGAUCUCAGGAAGAAGCCGAGAUCACAACUCAUGACUUGAUCACUCGUGAUUGCGGAAAUGCUAUUUUUAUACAAACUGAUGUUGGGGAUGCCACUCAAAUGGAAGACUUAGUCAAGGCUGCUGUGGUUCAAUAUGGGAGACUUGAUAUUCUGGUCAAUAAUGCCGGGAUCAGUAUCGAAGCGCGGCAUCCCGCGGUACUGCAUCUGACAGAUGAAGCGACCUGGGACACGACUAUGCGAGUUAACGUCAAAUCAGUCUUCCUUGGCUGCAAAUAUGCCCUCGCGCAGAUGCUAUCCCAAGAGCCACACGCUUCUGGUGACCGAGGAUGGAUAAUCAACAUCUCAUCAAUCAUGGGAAUCAUUGCAGGUCCAGAAAAUCCUUCCUACUGCGCGUCCAAGGGUGCUGUUAGCCAACUUACAAGGCAAAUCGCGCUAGACUACGCUCCUCACAAAAUCCAUUCCAAUGCCCUCUGUCCUGGAUACACUCAAACCGCUAUUUUCAAGGAGACAACAACUAAUCUAACUCCUUGGGAUGACCUCAACCGUCGACACCCAUUGAAGGGACCAGGCAUGCCAGAUGAUAUUGCUAAAAUGGCCGUUGUUUUGGCAAGUGAAGAUGCGAGCUGGGUUACCGGAGUUUGUUUACCUGUAGAUGGGGGAUACACUGCUCGUUAG